GCGGCAGCAGCAGGACUCGGCAGCCGUGCCUGGCUUUUCGUCCUCGCACUCUCCGGCUGCCAGUGCCGCCGCGGCUGUGGGGCGAAGGCGAGCCAGCCAGCUAGCCGCGCCGUCCGGCCCUUCCGCCCCGGCUCCGCUCGGCUGGCUUCUCUCGGGCUCCACCCGGACGUCGCUGGUCCCUCGGAGGGGGCCCGCCCCGGGAGCAGGCGGAGCCCCUGACUGAACCGGACGUGCUUGGCGUGGAGCGGCUGUCAUGAUCUCUGCGGCACCUCUCUACAGCGGGGUGCAUAACUGGACGGGCGCUGAGCGGCUUCGCAUGUGCGGCCUCAACGAAGAAAGGGGAGCCCCGCUUUCUGAUGAAGAAUCUGACACCAGUAGUUCCCAGCACUUGGGCUCGCCUGAGUUCUGCAACAGCUUUUCCAAGGUGGAGAUCACAGCAGUUUCGGGAAGCGGCGGGGGUGCCGAAGGGUUUGAGCCGGAGGGCACCGUGGAGGAAGAGCUUGGCCCCCAACUCCAGGAGCAGGCUCACGAGCAGGAUUGUGCUCGGAAGGCCUCGAAGGGCAGCGAUGCCAAUCCUGGCAAGUUUAAGCAGCCAGGACCCCCCAAGCCGGAAGGCUGCAGCCCGGACUGCGCGUGGUCCUCUGCUCAGGAGGCGGCCGAGGGGGCCCUGCUCUGCCCAAAGGCUCCGGAGAGCGAACCGAUGGGGAAGGAGAAGAGCCUCCUGGCGACCAGUGCCUCCGUAAACCCCGUAACAGCGGCCAGCAGCAGCUGCAGCACGUUGGCCCCAGCCCCUGCCACCUACACCUUGAAGAGCGUCUGCUUCUCGACCUCUCAGGCCCCUCCUAUGCAAAAGAUGUCCCUCUCCCUGCCGCCUGGAGCCGUCCUGGCCCCCAGCCAGCCUCUGGUUUACCUGCCUCCCCUUUCCCACACGCUUGGGGUCUCACCCACCCUUGCCCUCCCUGUCUUGUCUUCCUUCCAGCAAGAGCCUUGCCUGUCGGGUCUCCUGGCCCCCUCGGACCUUCGCUCCUAUCCAUACGCCUUCUCUGCAGCCAGGCCGCUGGCUGCCGACCCCAAAGCAGCCUGCGCAGAGGCCAUGCAGCCAGGCGGCCCUCCACCUCCAGGGGAAAACAGCAUCCCUGCAACGCCAGGCGCUGGCCCUCCUGCCAAUAGCCCAGAACUCGCCUCUAGCACCCCUGCGUUGGCAACCCCCUGUGCCAGCGCUGUCCCACUCUCGGGCCCUGCCAGCGUGCUGCCCCGAGGCCCCGAGCGGCUUGCUGCAGGGGUCCUAGCUUCCGUCUCCCCGCUGAAGUCCCCCCCACAGCUGGAGCGCGAGAUGGUCUCCUCCCCCGAGUGCAGCGAGAUGCCCCUCGACCUGUCCUCCAAGUCCAACCGCCAGAAGCUGCCUCCACCCAGCCAGCGCAAGACACCCCCAAUGCCCGUGUUGACCCCGGUGCACCCGGGCGGCAAAGCUCUGCUCACGCCGGUCUUCUCCAAGGGCCAGCGGGUGGCACAGGCCGCGGCCUCCCCCUUCGUUAUCUUCCCAGAGCUCCUGCGCAAUGGAGACCAAGGCGCCUGGGCGAAGAACUCCACGACCUUCAUUGGCACCAUCCCGGGCACCUACAUGGGGGUGGCCAAUCCAGUGCCAGCCUCCAUCUUGUUGAGCAAAGAUUCCGGGUCCGACUUGAGCAGGGACUCCCGCCAUCUCCCGAAGCAGGAGCCCAUCUGCAUCAUUGAUCAGGGGGAGCCCCGGAGCACUGGGCUGCCUUCUGGGAAGAAAGGUGGGGCAGACGGACCGGCUGACCCGACGAGGCGUGCCCCGGCUGCUCCGUUACGCCCCUCCAAGGAGCUGUCCCUUUGGAACCCCAGCCAAGGAGGCGUUUACUCCCGGUGUUCGGUGAACGGGAAGCCGGCAAGCCCUCAACUCCUGCCCAUUGGGUGGUCCCACUAUCACCCAGGUGCUCUGCUUUCCAUUGGCAUCUCGGCAGCCACUCAGCUGCCCCCCAAUCAAGUUGGGCCCUCUAAGACCACUGGCCCCGGUGAACCAGCAGUGUUCCCUGCCGGGCAGCUGGCAGAACCUACCCCGGUGGUCCAAAAGCCCCCCGAAGCCCCCUCCCAGGGCAAGGGUUGUAAGGCAGCCCUACCCAGCACCGAGAGUCCUCUGUGUAUCUCACCAGCUCUCCAGACCAGCCUGCCUGAGGCAAAGGGCUCCAAGGGCCUGGAGCGACGAGAGGCAGAUUCGGCCGCUGAGAGCGCCCUCCCCCCACCCCCACCCGAAGCUCCCCCAGAGGGCUGUGGCCACAAGCGCUCUGGGGACCCCAGCGCUAAGCAUCCGUUCCUGACUGCCCACCUCCCCCACGGCCUGCCCUUAGCAAGCCAGGCGGGCGUUCGGGUCACUGCUGAGUCGGCCUCCCCCACCAAGCACCAGUGCAAAGAGAGGCGGGGAGACCACCCCCGCAACCCACCGGGCAUGGAGGUCCCUCCCCACCCGGUGCAUCAGGUGGACCUCAGCCGGGUCAAGCAGGAGCGGGUGGAGCCCGAAACCCCCUUUGCUUCGGCUACCUGCCUGCAUGCCACGGCUGCCUCGAGGGACCCUCCAAAAGCCAAGCUUAAGGGGACGGUCCACAUCAAAGCAGAGGGAGGCUUCCCCUGCAGAUCCAAACGGCACCACGACGGGCCAGACCGGCCCACCCACAAGAAGCUGAAGAGCCGUGGAGGCGAGGAAUUGGCUUCCCGCAGGACGAGCAGCCAGGCUCCGCACAGCCGCAAGUGGCGGAAGCAUCACAGUGACCUUGGUGAGAUCAAGCACGAGGGCCGGCUGGGCUGCAUGAAGGAGCGGGGCAGCCUCCGUGCCAAGCGCAAGCGCCGGAAGCUGUCGCCAGGCCACCGAGGGCUUGGAUGUGAGGAAGUUUAUGUGGAGAAGAAAGCCAAGAACAAUUUUCGAGACUUCAUCCCUGUUGUGCUAAGCAGCCGGACCCGUAGCCAGUCAGGGAGCGUGGGGGGGUCUUCCACCAACAUGCUAGGGGAGUGUGACGGAGCUGGGGUGGAGAUGGUGCCACUGCUGGAGGAGGGAAACGACGAGGAUGAGGCGCUUUCCCCAAAGCAUCACAGGCUGCGGAAGUCCCACCGCCUGUCCCCCCACUCCAGCUGCAAGGACAGAGGGGAGCGGGGCCGGUCUCGGUCGGAAAGAGGCAUCUUUCACCCGAGCAAGAGCCAGGGGCUGCUCUGGCAGGGAGAGGCCAGCAGGCAGCUGUGGAGCCACAAGGAGGCUGAGGAAGAGAGCAGCCACGCCAAGAGGAAGAAGAGGCGGCGGCAGAAAAGCUGGAAGUACCAGACCGGAGAGUAUCUGAUCGAGAGGGACAAAGGAGAACACUUGAGCUGCUGCCAUAAGCGGCGGAAAUCAAAAGCAGACUUCAGGUACAGGAAGCACAAAAGCUCGGCCCUGGGCAAAGGCUCUGAGCUCUUCUUGAGAAGCAGGCUGUCUCCAACCCUUCAAAGCCACCUGGAUUUCCAGAAUGGGUUCCUCCUGGACCACUCCGAUGUGGCUCCGAUCCAAGAAGGGCUGGAGAAACCUUCCGGAAAACGCAAAUGCAAAACCAAACAUCUGUCGGGCAUCUGCGAAGAGGGGAAGGCCAAGUCCCGCUCUCCAAAGAAAUCCCGGGAGCCCAGCCCAUUUGGCAAAUCUCGGCAGCACGGCUUGGAGAGGGCCCCCGAGACCCCCACGAGUCCACCCGUGCCACCUGAAGCUCGGCGUCUGAUUGUGAACAAAAACGCUGGAGAAACGCUGCUGCAGCGAGCGGCCCGGCUCGGGUACAAGGAUGUGGUGAUGUACUGCCUGCAGAAAGCGAACAACGACGUCAACCACCGGGACAACGCCGGGUACACAGCUCUGCAUGAGGCCUGUGCUCGGGGCUGGGUGGACAUCCUGCAGACGUUGCUGGAACACGGUGCAAAUGUGAACUGCAGCGCGCAAGAUGGUACCAGGCCUGUACAUGAUGCGGUGGCGAAUGACAACCUGAAAAUGUUGUGGCUUCUCCUCUCCUACGGGGCUGACCCAACCUUGGCGACAUAUUCGGGGCAGACGGCCUUGAAGCUCGCCAACAGCGAGGUGAUGAAAACCUUCUUGACUGAUUACCUCUUGGAUCUGCAGGGGCGAGCUGAUGGCGACCCCCAAACUGCCUGGGAUUUUUACAGCAGCUCUGUGCUCGAGGGGAAAGAGGAGAUUGGCUGCGACCUUCUUCUUGACCCUCCUGGGAACUCGGAUCAGGAUGAGGAGGAGCGGGACUCGGACCACUUAAUGUUCGAGUUCUCGGACAAGCCUCUGCUUCCCUGCUACAACCUGCAAGUGUCUGUCUCCCGGGGGCCCUGCAACUGGUUUCUCUUCUCAGACGUCCUGAAGCGUCUGAAGCUCUCGUCCCGCAUCUUCCAAGCUCGCUUCCCGCACUUUGAGGUGACAACUCUGCCCAAAGUAGAGUUCCAGCACCAGGUCUCACUGAGCCAGGUCCUGGCUCCAGAAGAAAUCCAGGAACACGUGUCCCCCCUUGCGGCUCCGGGGGCCGUAGAGACAGUAGAGCUGGUCCGCUACCAGCCGGAGCUGGUCAGGCUGCUGGGCUCAGAAGUGGCUUCUGAAGCCUGGAGCAGCUGACGGGGCCGGCCUGCUGGAGAACCCCCUCUGCCGUCAGACCGCAUCACGAGGCAAUAAUGGACCAACAAGGCUGCCUUCCGAGGCCAGAGGGGGGGCGCUGCCCUCAGCCCUUCUACUGACUUGCAGCAGCUGGUUGCUCUCCUCCCGUGGGGGGAGGGCCAGACGCUGCCUCUUCCCUGGCCCUGGACUCGAAGCUCGCUGCCCCCCCUUCCUGCAGGCCUUGGUGGUUUUGAAGUGGAACGCAUCUCCCCCCCACCCCACUAAACCCUGCCCCAAGUUCU
Messenger RNA from Candoia aspera, 4923 nucleotides. It is a transcript of the gene BCORL1, whose product is annotated as BCL6 corepressor like 1. The record is from RefSeq and is a predicted model, not a curated record. Gene Ontology annotation, cellular component: nucleus. Lineage: Eukaryota; Metazoa; Chordata; Lepidosauria; Squamata; Candoiidae. Gene Ontology annotation, biological process: negative regulation of transcription by RNA polymerase II. The coding region runs from base 254 to 4642 and encodes 1462 amino acids. Gene Ontology annotation, molecular function: protein binding; transcription corepressor activity. The transcript is spliced from 14 exons.